AUGACGUUAGGUGCAUCUAAUUAUUGGACAGCCUUGUUCUUCUCUGUAUUGAGAAGAAAACCCAGAGAUCUUGCCCUAACAUUUCAAAACAAUAUGCCAUAUGUUAGAUCAAAUACAUUAAGGGAAUUAGAUAAGAGGAAAGGUAUUUAUACCCGAAAACAGAUUCCUCAAGAUACCCUAACCUUAUAUAAUAAUAUUGAUAGACUUCAUUUAUCAUCUCUCAGAGAAUUACUGUAUCUCGACAUGAAGAAAGAACAGACAAUUUGGAAUUUUAGAGUAUUAAUGGGCAUUAAUGGUUAUUUUAAAAAACCUAAGAAAAGGAACAAGCAUUCAAGACCAGGAUAUGUUGCUCAUUACAGACACUUUAAAGAAUUAUUCAUGAAUCCAAUCGUUCGAAGUUAUACAUUGUUGGACAUUGCAAAAGAUUUCCCUGCAACUUCUCAAAAUUCUCCUGUACCAUUUGACGUUCCAUUCAAUUACAAUAAUACUGUAAAAGUAAAAUUUACUAAUCAUGAGAAAAGAACAAUACCAAAUGUUUUAUGGCCAAAUAGAGUCUUUUCUAAUGCAUGCCGAGGUAUUGGCGUUACUCCAGCUUUGUUUAAGUCAUUAGAAUUAAAUGAACUCAAGAAUGAAGACCUGCAAUAUGUUAUGAAUCCAAUUAUUGAUGCAAAAAUAAAAGUAUACCAAGUUCCAUUUGUACCGACUGGAUAUGAUGCCAUUGGCUUAUUCCCCCAAUAUGAUAAUACUCACUAUGACUUCUUUGCAAAUGUGUUAAAAUCACCAUCUUCGUUACUUCCAACAAAUAUUAUGAAAUUCGAUAAUAAUCCAUAUCAAUUGAUCUCAAAAUCUAUUGUUCCAAUAAAACCGAUGAAAGGUCAAGAUUUUAGAGAUUACGACACUUUCUUUCGAGUAUUUGAUAACUUUAAAAACCUCUGGAGUAUUAGAAAAUUAUUUUAUGAAACAAGAAAUUUGGGCCAAAGCCCACUUCCAAACCUAGCGUAUGUUGAUAGAACCUGUCCUGGUGAUAUUGCUCGUAACGUUAUUCUUUCUGGCAAUUAUCUUACUUCUCAAAUUGUUCGUGAAUUCUCAAAAUAUUAUUUGUAUUAUAAUGCUUUUGUUAGAAUGGGGUUAUUUAUUUCAGAUUAUUAUUCAAUAAUUUGUAGACAUUUUAAUCAAAAUGAAUCUCACGAACCCAGAUUUCUUCAGGAUACACUAACAAAAAAAAUACAAGUUGUAAAUCCAAAGAAAGCAUACAAAGAAUCCGAUAUUGACGCUUAUGGUAGUUAUAUUAAAAAGGGUGCAAAUGUUAAUCAAAAAAAUGUAGAGUACACUAGCGUCCCUCGAAAUUCAAAAAAACAACAUAUCAAGGUAGAUAUGAAACCUAUACCUUAUUCACCAAUUGAUCUAUACAUGUUGGAUCAAUUAAAUAAAUUGGAAAGUAUUCCAAUGCCAGAUACUAGUGAAGAAAUUGGUGAUAUUAAAGUUCAAUUUGAUAAGCUUAUAUCAGAUUUACAAUUGUAUGCUUCCUUAAUAGUGUGUACUGCAAAAAAAAACUCAUCACUUGGGCUAAACGAUAUUGAAAGAGCACCAUUUUUAUCGAACCAAAUUCGAGUACUUAAUUCAGUUUUUAAAGAAUCUAAGUGGACCAAAAUAUUUUAUCCAAAUGUAUUUAAAUAUAUUGAUCUAGCUUUACCUAAAGAUCUUCAAUCAAUAUAUAUCUUAGAUGAGCCCAAAAACUUGAAAGAUAGCCCUGAGAAACAUCAACAAUUACUUGAUGAAGGUAAAAUGUACUUCCAAAUAAUGGAGCAUAUUUUACUAUUAGAACAUGGUAUAUAUAAAGACAAAUUCGUAAGAUGCAAGCCGAUCACUAUAAAACAUAAAGAGAUCUUCACAAAUUGGAAAAUUAUUCUUGAACUAAAAGAAAUAAUAAACCCAGAAAAUAUAUUCUUCAUCAAAUUCUGUACAAAAUUUCCAUUCACCAUUACUCCAGAUAUAUCUAAUACUAAGGAUACCGAAAAGUUCAUAUGUGUAGAUAGAACAGUAAUAAAUGAAAAAAUGACUGUCUAUCUAUACAAGAAAUCCAAUGAAUAUGUCCCUAGAAAAAGUACUGAAGUUAUUAAUGACGUUAUCGAAAGGUUUCAUAGAAGAAGUCCUCCAAAUAAGAACCAAUUCUAUUAA
Messenger RNA from Henningerozyma blattae CBS 6284, 2178 nucleotides. RefSeq names its product Cbp2p (gene CBP2). The transcript has a single exon. Bases 1 to 2178 code for a protein of 725 amino acids. The record is from RefSeq and is a predicted model, not a curated record. NCBI's taxonomy places the organism in Eukaryota, Fungi, Ascomycota, Saccharomycetes, Saccharomycetales, Saccharomycetaceae.